AUGGCAAAGACGCGCUUGGUGGCAACGAGCACGAGUGUGUCCGGGCCUACGGAGAGGCUUGUAGAUGACGAGUCUACGAACGAGUCCACGGUGAGCGAAUCGAGCGCGACCAAGGACUGCGAUGAGACGAACGCGUCGAGUAGUGAGUCGGGCGAAGACGCCAAUGAGGGCGAGGAAGUCGAUCGGGCACGCGGUGCGCGACGCAAGGCCCGUAAGCGCGCAAAACGAGAACGCGUCAAAAUACUACUCGCUCGAAAACGGAGCGUGCAGCGCGAGAAGGCAGCGGAGCAACAGCGCAUGAGCGACGAGCGACUGGCGGAGCGGCAGCGAGUGGCCGACGAAGCUGUGAAGGAGCUCGAAGAGCGUAAACUGCGACGCGCACGCGACGAAGCUGAGGGACGAGUGCGGCAGCAAGGGAAGCCGGCACGAGUCAGCCUUGUACAGCACCGCGGCGAGGAAGUCGAGCAGAGGACACUCGACAGUGGAGCGAGGUAUACGGUGGCUGGCACCGAGUGGAUGCAGUACGGUGACAGAGUCGAGAGAGCAGCCCCUGUCGACUACUUAGAGGGCAUUGGUGGCUUCUUGUUGGACGUAAUGGGUGUGUGGGAGUUCCACAUGCGCAGUGUCUUUGGUGAGAUCAUUCGCGUGGAGGCAUGUAUUGUGUCUGGGUGUACGGACGAAUUUCUACUUGGUGUCGACUUUAUGCGUGGGCAUGGAGCGAUCAUGGACUUCGACAGGAAUGAAGUUCGCUACACUACGGCGAGACGAGCAGUGGUCAUCCCGUUCAGAACAAGUGGUGACGCUAACGGAGCACGUGUAGCCGCUGUACGAAUGGUGCGACGGACGGAGAUUGGCGCGAGCGCAGUGACACCAGUCGAGGUGUCGGUAGCGGCAAAUGAUGGAGAAGUGGGCGUCUUCCUGCCUACGAAGUACACCGGUGCGGUGAUGCUGGCGGUGACCGUAACGAAGGUCCAGAACGGCAAGGCGAUAGUACCGGCGGUGAAUGCGAAGCAGGGACCAGUGCGAUUGCCUGCGAGGCAAGAGCUCGGGCAUUGGAUACCGCUCGACAGUAGCGUAGAGCUAUUGCAAAUGAAUGGCGAGCUGCGGCGUGAACGGAUCAAUGAGUGGGUGAAUGGAUUGGGAGGUAGCAACGAGCCGCUGUAA
Messenger RNA from Phytophthora sojae, 1164 nucleotides. RefSeq lists its product as hypothetical. The transcript is spliced from 2 exons. The record is from RefSeq and is a predicted model, not a curated record. Bases 1 to 1164 code for a protein of 387 amino acids. NCBI's taxonomy places the organism in Eukaryota, Oomycota, Peronosporomycetes, Peronosporales, Peronosporaceae.